Messenger RNA from Colletotrichum chrysophilum, 408 nucleotides. RefSeq lists its product as uncharacterized. The coding region runs from base 1 to 408 and encodes 135 amino acids. The record is from RefSeq and is a predicted model, not a curated record. The transcript is spliced from 2 exons. Lineage: Eukaryota; Fungi; Ascomycota; Sordariomycetes; Glomerellales; Glomerellaceae.
AUGGCGACAUCAGAGACCGUGACUGCCGAGGAGCUCGGCGGGGCCAAGGUUCACGGAACAGUGACUGGCCUGGCUGACCACACGGCACUUGACGAAUUUGAUGCCAUUCAGAAGGCGCGGGAAUGGGUUGCCACACUCAACCCACUAGACCCUAGCCACCAAGGAGGCAUGGUUGAAGAGCCACUGCCUCCUCGAUAUCCAGUUGAAGACCUUCUAUCGAUCGUGAACACCGACAUCCGCAAACCCUUCGACAUGAGAGAGGUUUUGUUGCGCAUUGUUGAUGACUCGAGGCUUUCGAUUUUCAAACCAGGCUAUGGUGUCAACAUGCUCACUGCUUGGGCUGAUAUUCUCGGUAAGCCCAUCAACUUACCCUCAAACGUCGACUGCGUCUUUCUCUCCGGUCACUAA